AUGGCCCAUCUAUCAAUACAACACUUUGUGAGCUCCUACAGGACAAAGUGGUAUCACAUUUUCCUACAGGACAAAGUGGCUAUCGAACAGGAAGUUGGUUAUAGACUAACUACUCAGAUUCACCUAUUAAUCAAGAGACUUGGAGAAGACUAUAUCUCGGUUCUGGAGCAACUCGAUUACGCCAGAGAAACAACUUCAGCCAUGACGGAUUUAAUUGAUUUGAAAUAUACGUCUUUUCUCCACGAAUGGCAUGACGUCAUAUCCUUGAUUGACAGUCUCACCAGAUCAAACGUCAGGAUGAAAAUUGAGAACAUUUACAGUGCAGUAAAAGACAUACAGUCGACAAAAGUUGUUCUGUUUGAUCCGAAUACCGGUGAACUUCAGACAAAUGUGUACCUACCCGUCGGACUGAAAUCAUUAAAGUCCCCUCUGCCAAAUAUUAACUUGUCACAAUACACCGCCGAACUGAGAUCAGCCGUGCAUUAUGUGAGAGAAACUACAUCCCUGUUAUAUGGCUUCCAUGUCGCUGAUGUAAAAUCCUGGAUUCCGCCAUUUACAGCCUCUGCAUCUAUAACGAACGGCCUAGUGACAACAUUUGACGGGACUGUGUUUACCAUGGAAGGCAAAUGUAGCUACCUUUUGGCAGGAGACUUCUCUGUUGUCAUGGAGAUUCUGGGUAAACAGAAGGUGAAGGUCGUGGUGACAACACAUCUACAUACAAUAAACCUGUCUCCUCGAAAGCAGGUUCGCAUCGAUGGUGCCUUGUUAAUACUCCCAUAUCGCAUUCACGACAUUUACGUCACAAAAGUCCGUGAUGAUAUCAUCAUUACUGGAAAUGGAUUUAGGUUGAAGCAUAACAUUACAACAGAAACAUACAACCUUUCCGUGAGUGGAUGGUUCCUUGGAAAGACUGCUGGACUAUUCGGAACUUACGACAACGAACCGUAUAACGAUAUGAUGAUGUCCAACGGAGAAAUUUCAAAUAAUAGCACCACAUUUAGGCAGUCGUGGGGUCUUAGUGGAUAUUGCCUAUAGACUCACAGAUGCGUUUGUGAAUACAACACAUUGUAUGUAGAACAGAGAUGAGUAUGGACACAACAAACAUUGUAUGUAGAAAACAGGUGUAUGGACACAGCAAACAUUGUAUGUAGAACAAAAUUAUGUGUAUGGACAAAACAAACAUUGUAUGUAGAACAAAAUUAUGUGUAUGGACACAGCAAACAUUGUAUGUAGAACAAAAUUAUGUGUAUGGACAAAACAAACAUUGUAUGUAGAACAAAAUUAUGUGUAUGGACAAAACAAACAUUGUAUGUAGAACAAAAUUAUGUGUAUGGACACAGCAAACAUUGUAUGUAGAACAAAAUUAUG
Molecule: messenger RNA, 1368 nt
Organism: Pecten maximus
Lineage: Eukaryota; Metazoa; Mollusca; Bivalvia; Pectinida; Pectinidae
Exons: 5
Coding region: 1-1035 (344 amino acids)
Source: RefSeq, a predicted model, not a curated record